GUGACAUUAUUCAUUUCAGAAAUAGAGAAUUGAUAGCAGUUCAUUAGUUACACAGUUGUCGAAAGAAGAGACCACGACUUUGAAGUAACCGCCUCCCGCAAUGUGAAAUUAACUGUUUGCACCGUCUCAGGUCUUACAAUGCCUAAUUUUAUUUGAUUAAGAAUUAACGCUAACUGUGGUGGUUUGGAGCUGUAUGUACCCCAGAAAACAAUGUUCUUAAAGCUACUCCAUUCUUGUGGGUGUGGACCUAUUGUAAGUAGGACCUUUUGAUGAGGCUGCUUCAGUUAAGACGUGGUGCAGGGUGGGUCUUAAUCCUCUUGCUGAAGUCCUUCAUGAGAGAAGGAAAUUCAGAGAGAGAGAGAGACAAAGCCACAGGCAGCAAGGAGCUGAAAGCAUCAAAACCUGGAAGAGCAGGGAGAGACCAGCAGAUGGCGCCAUGUGCCCGGCCAGGUGGUGGAGCAGCCAAGGAUCGCCGGCAGCUGUCUCUGAGAAGAAGGCUUCUCCUGAUGGUGGCUUGAUUUGGACAUUUUUCUCAGCCUCAAAACUGCAAACAUGCCGAAGACAUAUUUGGUGAGUUGUUUAAUGAGGCUAACAACUUCUACAUCAGAGCAAAUUCUCUUCAAGACAGAAUUGAUCGCCUGGCCGUCAAAGUCACCCAGCUGGAUUCGACAGUGGAGGAGGUGUCACUACAGGACAUUAACAUGAAGAAAGCCUUCAAGAGUUCCACCGUGCAAGACCAGCAGGUGGUUUCAAAGAACAGCAUCCCCAAUCCUGUUGCUGACAUUUAUAAUCAGAGCGACAAGCCGCCUCCGUUGAAUAUUCUCACACCGUACAGAGAUGAUAAGAAGGAUGGGCUGAAGUUUUACACGGAUCCUUCCUAUUUCUUUGACCUUUGGAAAGAAAAAAUGUUGCAGGACACCGAAGACAAAAGGAAAGAGAAAAGACGACAAAAGGAGCAAAAGCGUGUAGAUGGCACAACCCGGGAGGUGAAAAAGGUUAGAAAAGCCAGGAACAGGCGCCAGGAGUGGAAUAUGAUGGCAUAUGACAAGGAGCUUAGACCUGACAACAGGUUGUCUCAGAGCGUGUACCACGGAGCGUCUUCCGAGGGAUCGCUGUCCCCAGACACUAGGUCCCACGCAUCGGAUGUCACGGACUACUCGUACCCGGCCACCCCCAACCACUCCCUGCACCCGCAGCCGGCGGCGCCUUCCUACGCGGCCGGGGGAGACGGCGCCGCGCCGCAGGCCCCGGAGCCCGAGUACCGGCCGCCCCCCGGCUCCGCGCGGCACCUGGCGCCUAACCGGCCGCAGCAGCCGCCGCCCCCGCCGCCCCCGGCGGCCGACGGGGCUCCGGCCUCCGCGCCCCUGGCCCCCGCGGACUACGGGAUGCUCCCAGCGCAGAUCAUCGACUACUACAACCCGUCAGGACCACCUCCCCCUCCACCGCCUCCUAUGAUCCCUUCGGCACAGACUGCAUUUGUUAGUCCUCUGCAGAUGCCCGUGCAGUCCUCCUUCCCUGCAGCUGCUGGCUCCACAUACCUGGCACCCCCUCACCCUCCUUCUACUGGGCUGGCGGUCACAGCCCCCCCACCUCCAGGCCCACCGCCCCCCCCACCAGGCCCUCCUGGGGCAUCCUCUUCCCUCUCAUCCUCCCCCAUGCACGCCCCACCAGGAGCCGAGGCGAAGCGGCAAGAACCUGCACAACCACCAAUAAGUGACGCUCGUAGUGACCUUCUUGCUGCUAUUCGAAUGGGAAUCCAGCUGAAGAAGGUGCAAGAGCAGCGUGAACAAGAGGCCAAGCGGGAGCCUGUCGGGAAUGACGUGGCUACGAUUCUUUCCCGACGCAUUGCCGUGGAGUACAGCGAUUCUGAUGACGACUCGGAGUUUGAUGAAAAUGACUGGUCAGAUUGAGGCGUGUUCAUGGGCAGCCGACAACCCGGCAAUGAUGCUGGUUGUCAGCCAGAACUCCAUGAGCUGGCAACGUGUCGGAAACUUCAGUGGUCUCAACACUUCAGUGGUGGUAUUCUAACCCUGUAGCUUAGCACCUUUUGUAUUAAUGUGAUAUUGCUUCUGCACAUCCAAAACUUCUGGGUUUUUUCAGUAUUUACUGUGUAAUACUUAAGUGCCACUAAACAUAGCAAAUUGUACUGCACAUGAAAUACGCUGUAAUUAUUGCAUUGUCCGGGACACAGCAUUUUGCUUUCUUCUUGGCCAUGAAAGUAUUUAGUGCAGUUUGGGUUUAUUCUUAACAGAUUAUUAUAAUUCUGCAGACUUGCUGUGUGUUUGUGAUGCUGCCUGGUUGUUAGGUCUGCGACUGUGUGUCGGAGUGAUGUCUUCCAAGCAGUAAGUGAAGCUGUUUUACUUUUUUAAAAAAUUUGUUUCAGAAGAAGUUGGUUCCACAGGGAAAGAUUGAACAAGUGAGGAGAGGCAAGUGUUUCUGCUUUCAGUUUCUUGGCUUGGUAGCCUCUGAGUGAAUUUGAAUGUUCUGUUGAAUAAUUUCACUUCCUUUGCACGUUCUGAUAAAAUGUGACAUUGGAUGGGACCCUUUUUAGGCAAGAUUCCACGGUAAUUUCUCUUUGUCCUGUGGGCAUUCACUUAAGAAAUGCUCUUUGAUGAUUUCUGUGCCGGGUGUCAGCAGCUCAGUAGCAAUGAAAACAAAGAAUAGGGUCCUUUUUGCCUUCAGGGGCCAGGUAGGGGGUGACAGUCAAAGUUUUCGACAACCAUUCUGGAGUGGACCCCCACCACUGGGAACAGGCACUAGGCGUAAAGGAGCCAGAGGGUCUGGUGGCGCCUCACUGCUGAGUGUCAGCCAGAAGAGGUGGCUGCUCCCAUUUCCCUGGAAGCCAUGUCCUGAGUGAGGCUGGUGGGAGAGCGUCACGCCUCAACAGGUGGCAGAGCGCCUAGACAUGCCUUCCUCCACGUGGUCUGGACCUUAAAAGCUCAGCAUCGGGGAAAGUAGGUUUGUCAGCCGUUACCUUUUCAGGGUGCUAUGGCCAGAUCAGGGAUCGCUCUCCCACUAGUGAGGUCUUGCUCUGUCCUAGAAGCACACGGUUCUGUGGUCUUGUGUUGUCUUUUGCACAUUCAGUUUUAGAAAGUACCUCACCAGGUGACUGGGAUGAGACCUGCUGUCCCAGAUCACUUUCUUCCCCCCUUGCCCUUCCCUGUAUCCUCGCACACGUGGGAAUCCUGGAGACACAGGGUUUAUUUUCCUAGGAAGACAAGCCCUUGGCAAACUCGUGAAUGAGAGCUUCUAUUUUGUAAUUCUGGAUGAAGGGUAACUGGUUGUUUAGAAUAAAUACAUGCCCAUGCUUCAUUGUAGAUAUGACGUCACAGAUAAACAGUAGGACCUCAUUUUACACGACCAGUACAUUCCAGGACCCUUCAAAGGGUAUCAUCAUACGUAAUAGCGAACCCCAUUAAUAAGCAUUUCUUACACAAAUAUACAUAUCACAUAUUGUUUUAAUAAAUAAAUAAACACUAGUAACAAUGAGUAAACAAAAUCACAGAAAUAAUUUUUAAAAAUCUUAAUUCUCUCUCUGCCUUUAAUUUUUUUGAUUGCCAAUCACAUAUACCUGAAUUUGCAUCUUGAGUUGGUGUAAAACGAGGUCCUGCUGUACUAAGAUAACUUACUUACUUACUAAGGAAUUGUUACCUCCAUGUAACAUUUCAAACAGAUCGCGAUCGUUAGAGACUACCACUUAGUUACAGUGAAGGAAAGUCUAGACUAUUGGGGUAAAAACAGUUAUUUGAGUUGAUGAUAGGAAUGAGACAGGACCACAGCCAGUGGGCUUUUGUUAGUUGAGUUCUCUGUGGGCAGUCGGCUGUCACCUGCAUCAUGUCUGUAUGUCUCCAAGUGGACAUGUAGGCAGCUUGGGGCAGGCAGCUUAUGAAGCUUGCACAUUGGGCUGUAUUCACUGAGGUUGAAUAACCUAAUGUCAGCAUCACCUCUCCAAGACUGUGCUUAUCCCUGCUCAUCUGAGCCUUUUUAGCUGUGCUGGCUUUUUAGGCACAUGCUUCUUGAGUUUCUGUUCUUGGAGUUAGAUACCAUCUGGCUAUUCACUGUAAUUUUCUAGAAUAUAAGUAAUAGUUGUUAACUUUUUUUAUUUUUCUCUUCUUUUUUUCCUAAUGUAGAGGCCUCCUGUGUUGGCAGUAUUCUUGGGAUGUUACCGUUUUUAGCUUUAUUUUGAGUUUAUUAUAAUAUUUUGUCUUUAUUGUUACUUGUAUCUUAGGAGUUACCUGUAUCUUUCUAGAACUUAUGUUCAGCAAUCUUCUAUGUUCUUUAAGGCCCUUGUGUUCUCAGGAUGGAAAAACAUAUUAAAGCCACUAACCAUGUCAUGAUUUCUUCUUUUCUGUCUUGUUACAGUAAAAUUAUUGGCACUUUGUUCAUAAAUAUUCAUAAAUCUAUAAUUAUUAGUUGCCUUUGUAUAGUUUAAUCAACAAAUUAUUUUCAACUUGAUUUUAUGACUAGUGAAAAAGCUUUUGCCCUGUGCGUUAUGCAGCCUUUAAAGGCGUGGAAAAUGAAUAAAAUCCAGUUUAGAUUAUUUUGGGGAGUAUUUUUCUCAGAAAAUUGGAUUUAUUCUAAAAUUUAAAUCCAGACCUUUCCUAAAUCAUGGUCCUACAUGGAAACAAAAAAAGUUGUUUUGAAUACUCAGCAUUCACUUUCAAAAAGUAUUUACUGAAACAAUGGAGAAAGACGUUGGAAAGCAUAUUCCAUAUCUGUUAAUGUGUUUUUCAUAGGGCAGUUAUAAACAGUAAGGUUAUAUUAAAUUGUUCCAGUUUUAUUUCCUCUUGUGUAUUUUAAUGUAACCUCCCAUAAGCCUUUUCCUUAUUGCACAGAAUUAGGCAAAGGGGAGGAAGUGGUUUCUCGGUACCACGUUAGCGCAAGGAUGUGAUACGGUGGAGCAUCACAGUUGGUUUCUGCAGCCUGAGGCCCAAACCAUAAGAUUUGAUACACUUAUAUUUUUUUCAGUAAAGAUGCUGCUAAAGAAUUAACAUUUUCAUCUCAGUAAAACUUUAGGACUUUUCUGAGCGCCAAGUGGCUACAUUGUGUGAAAGUUUUAUAAUAACGAACAACUGAGAUACAUUUUAAUCCAUUAAAGAUUAGUGGGAAUGUAUCAGCCAGAGUAGCAAAUAAUUUUUGUUUUCUAAAGCAGAGUAUCUGUCAUCUUCCAGUAUUACCAGCACUGUUGUAAAAUGAAUUUAAAGUGGUAUUAAAAAAAUUAACUCCUGUUAAACAAUUUUUAUCUGUUUGUAUAUCUUACAAUGGAUUAUGUACAAGUAACAUCUAAAUAAAAGUAAACUUUCAAUCCUAAAA
Molecule: messenger RNA, 5313 nt
Organism: Choloepus didactylus (southern two-toed sloth)
Lineage: Eukaryota; Metazoa; Chordata; Mammalia; Pilosa; Megalonychidae
Gene: WASF3
Product: WASP family member 3
Exons: 8
Coding region: 702-1910 (402 amino acids)
Biological process (GO): actin cytoskeleton organization; positive regulation of Arp2/3 complex-mediated actin nucleation
Cellular component (GO): cytoskeleton; lamellipodium; SCAR complex
Molecular function (GO): protein kinase A regulatory subunit binding; Arp2/3 complex binding; actin binding
Source: RefSeq, a predicted model, not a curated record